Messenger RNA from Otolemur garnettii (small-eared galago), 1517 nucleotides. It is a transcript of the gene MAPK11, whose product is annotated as mitogen-activated protein kinase 11. The transcript has 12 exons. NCBI's taxonomy places the organism in Eukaryota, Metazoa, Chordata, Mammalia, Primates, Galagidae. The coding region runs from base 93 to 1187 and encodes 364 amino acids. Gene Ontology annotation, biological process: protein phosphorylation; intracellular signal transduction. The record is from RefSeq and is a predicted model, not a curated record. Gene Ontology annotation, molecular function: ATP binding; MAP kinase activity. Gene Ontology annotation, cellular component: nucleus; cytoplasm.
CGCCGCCCCUGCAGCCGGGCUCGCUCCGCUCAGCUCCAGCUCCGGCGCUGGGCGCUGGGCUGGGCCCCGGCCGAGCGGCGGCAGCUCCGGACAUGUCGGGCCCCCGCGCCGGCUUCUACCGGCAGGAGCUGAACAAGACGGUGUGGGAGGUGCCGCAGCGGCUGCAGGGCCUGCGUCCGGUGGGCUCCGGCGCCUACGGCUCGGUCUGUUCGGCCUACGACACGCGGCUGCGUCAGAAGGUGGCAGUGAAGAAGCUGUCCCGCCCCUUCCAGUCGCUGAUCCACGCACGGAGGACGUACCGGGAGCUGCGUCUGCUGAAGCACUUGAAGCACGAGAACGUUAUCGGGCUUCUGGAUGUUUUCACCCCGGCCACUUCCAUCGAGGACUUCAGCGAAGUGUACUUGGUGACCACCCUGAUGGGCGCCGACCUGAACAACAUCGUCAAAUGUCAGGCGCUGAGCGACGAACACGUUCAGUUCCUGGUUUACCAGCUGCUGCGCGGGCUGAAGUACAUCCACUCGGCUGGGAUCAUCCACCGGGACCUAAAGCCCAGCAACGUGGCUGUGAAUGAGGAUUGCGAGCUCAGGAUCCUGGACUUUGGACUUGCGCGCCAGGCAGAUGAGGAGAUGACUGGAUAUGUGGCUACGCGCUGGUACCGGGCCCCUGAGAUCAUGCUGAACUGGAUGCAUUACAAUCAGACAGUGGACAUCUGGUCUGUGGGCUGCAUCAUGGCUGAGCUGCUGCAGGGAAAGGCCCUCUUCCCAGGAAGUGACUACAUUGACCAGCUGAAGCGCAUCAUGGAAGUGGUGGGCACACCCAGCCCCGAGGUUCUGGCAAAGAUAUCCUCGGAACAUGCCCGGACAUACAUCCAGUCCCUGCCCCCCAUGCCCCAGAAGGACCUCAGCAGCAUCUUCCACGGAGCCAACCCUCUGGCCAUAGACCUCCUUGGAAGGAUGCUGGUGCUGGACAGUGACCAGAGGGUCAGUGCAUCUGAAGCGCUGGCCCAUGCCUACUUCAGCCAGUACCAUGACCCUGAGGAUGAGCCAGAAGCAGAGCCUUAUGAUGAGAGCAUUGAGACCAAGGACCGCACGGUGGAGGAGUGGAAGGAGCUUACCUACCAGGAAGUCCUCAGCUUCAAGCCCCCAGAGCCACCAAAACCUCCCAGCAGCCUGGAGAUUGAGCAGUGAGGCAAGAUGCUGCUCCACAGCCACCAUUGAACCUAUGGAGGGGCCGAAGCCUGCACGUUCCUUUAGUGGGUUAGGUUUCUUGGAGAGCUAUCCCCUACACUCCUAUGGCCAGGCAUCCCUGAGCUCUGGCUUGGGACUUCUUGCCUUGAGGAAAGGCUAUGAAACCUGGCUGCACAAAUAUUUGUGCAUAUGUGCAUGCCAUGUACAGGAGUCUGGGCACAAGUGUCCCUGGGCUUAUCUUGGUCCUCCUGCCCCCUCCUGGCUGCUGGACUCUCCCUUGGGACCUCACUGUGAGGGGACCUGAAUGCCAUAGGGGUCCUGCUGUAGAGU